GAAGUUGCCCGGUGCGCCCGGUGCGUUGAUAAACAUUGAUAACGUCCCUAGAAGAUGAGAUAGACAUCUCCCCGGAGAUGCUUCACCCCCUGGUGGAUAUCGUACAUAAAGGAUCAGGACGCGACCUUUUUAUUUCAGCGAUAUCCCUCACUCGGCUCCCACAAACAUGACACUGUUUGUCGUGAUGGACCAAUUGCAAUUGAGGUAUAUGUAUGAUUAGAGUGCAAUACGAUGAAAUCAGGUCAUAAAAUUUUCGUGCUCACGACGGGGGGGCGAUUCUACAAGCACCACUUAGUAGCUGUGAUGCUGGAGGUGGAAUUCAUACAUAAGGAUGCUGGAGCCAGUGUGUCCAGAAUGUUUAUAUGUCCAGAAUCACCAGAGCCGGAAAACAACAACACAGUCUACUAGACAAUUCAGAUCUUAAGAUGGCACUCACACCUCAACAAAUCGACAUCAUCAAGGCUACAGUGCCUGUGGUCCAAGAGUAUGGAACCGCCAUUACUACCACCUUUUACAAGAACGUUCUCGCCGCAAACCCAGCACUAAAUAACAUCUUCAACCAAACCAACCAAAAGAAUGGAGAUCAACCACGUGCUCUGUCAGGUGCUCUCGCUGCUUAUGCGGCCAAUAUCGAUAACCUUGCUGUACUCUCGGAUGCCGUGGAAAGAAUAUGUCAGAAGCACGCCUCAUUAUUCAUCCGACCAGAACACUACCCGAUAGUUGGAAAAUACCUGCUGGAGGCCAUGGGCCAGGUACUCGGUGCGGCAUUGACGCCAGAAAUCCUAGACGCGUGGACGGCUGCCUACAACCAACUGGCUCAGAUUAUGAUUGAUAGAGAAAUGCAAUUAUAUCAAGAAGCCGGCGAGUGGAAAGAAUGGAGGGACUUCAAGAUCGCCAAGAAAGUCAAAGAAUCCAGUAUCAUCACCUCUUUCUACCUAGAGCCCGUGGACGGAAAACCCCUCCCCCCUUUCAAGCCGGGCCAGUAUAUCUCAGUCCAAGUCCAUGUACCAGACUUUGGAUAUUUGCAAUCUAGACAAUACUCAUUGAGUGAUCGUCCAAAUGAGAAAUACUACCGUAUCAGUGUGAAGCGAGAGGAUGCUGUUGUCCUCCCAGAAGCCAACACACCAGUCGAAGCAGGUGUGAUUUCAAAUAUUCUUCACGAUACCAAACACGAGGGCGAUGUAGUCCAGGUAUCUCCACCUCAAGGCGAAUUCUUCCUCGAUCUGCAAAAGAAUACCGAUUCUCCCGUAGUUUUGAUUUCCGCCGGAGUUGGCCUCACCCCCAUGGUAUCCAUCCUCAAUACCUUGGUAGAAAGAGGAAGCGCGCGACCAAUAUCAUACAUCCACGCAGCACGCAGCAAAGAAGUAGAUGCAUUCCAUGACCAUGUCCAAGAAAUCGCCACAUCGAAUUCAAAUGUCCGUUCCUGGGUUUUCGUCAAGAAUCUACCCGCCGACAAUUAUGGACAUCCGGUCAAGGAUCUAGCGGGACGAAUGGACUUAUCGAAAGUUAAAGACGCUGCGUUGCAUUUGGAUGAUUCUACUACCGUGUAUUUUAUCUGUGGCCCGGGAGGAUUUAUGGAUGAUAUGAGUAAGGUUUUGCAAACCUUUGGAGUGAGCGAAGAUAGGAUUAACCUGGAGGUUUUCGGCACCGGAGAAGCGCAGUGAUAGGUGUUCGUCGUAAUGCAUGAUGCAUGAGAGAUGGGAAGUGUACAUAGAAGAUUCCCAGAAGUUUAAACUCCACUAAUAUUUAAGAUACCAACAAAUACAUAUAUUCUCGUAGCCA
Botrytis cinerea B05.10 is the source of this 1782-nucleotide messenger RNA. It is a transcript of the gene Bcfhg1, whose product is annotated as Bcfhg1. Gene Ontology annotation, molecular function: heme binding; nitric oxide dioxygenase [NAD(P)H] activity; oxygen binding. The record is from RefSeq and is a predicted model, not a curated record. Gene Ontology annotation, biological process: cellular response to nitrosative stress; nitric oxide catabolic process. Gene Ontology annotation, cellular component: intracellular anatomical structure. NCBI's taxonomy places the organism in Eukaryota, Fungi, Ascomycota, Leotiomycetes, Helotiales, Sclerotiniaceae. Bases 363 to 1664 code for a protein of 433 amino acids. The transcript has a single exon.